AUACAUAAAUAGAGGGAUAUAGAUGUACUUCAAGGCUGAAAGUAUUAACACUGCACAUUAUUACCCUGCAAUAACAGCCUCCUCCCUUCUGGGAAAGGCUUUCCACAAGAUUUUGGAACCUGGCCGCAGAGAUCCGCUCCCACAAUAGCAUGAGUGAAGUUGAUACGGAUAUUACAUUUUACUUUUGACAUACAAAGCAUCACGUGGUCAGGUCAGGUAGUUGUUGUGCCCGCUGACCACUGGGAGGAGCCUCGGGUCAUCAGAGAAGGGACUUUUGGUUGUUCCAAGGUCAAGGCUGAAAACUAAAGACCGAGUACCAACACCAGCUUUUGCACUGAGUCAAAGGAGUGUCUUGAGUAUGAGCUGGUCUGCAAAACAGAUGAAUAUGAGGUGCGACACUACAGCCCCACUCGCUGGGUAUCUACAGAUGCUGAGGCCUAUUUCAUGGGAGUGGGAGCAGCUAUGGCCUUCAGGAGACUUUUCCAGUACAUCACCGGAACCAAUGAAGGAGGCGUCCAGAUGGAAAUGACCGCACCUGUCCUGGUCAAGAUCCCCGAGGAGACAAAGAUGUGGGAGCCAGCUAUUUACACACUCAACUUCCCGCUGCCCGCAGCCUAUCAGGACAAGCCGCCCGCACCCACCAACGACAAGCUUUAUUUCACUGAGAUGCCAGAGAUGGACGUCUAUGUGAGGAGUUAUGGCGGCUGGAUGCUGUCAGUCACCUCCAGGCUACAUGCUCACCUGCUGAUUAAAGAACUGGAGAGAGUUCGAGCUUCCUACAACCACAGCUACCACUAUGGAGUCGGAUAUGACAGUCCCUUGAAGCUUCUGAACAGACACAAUGAGGUGUGGUAUGUUGCCGAGGGGGAGCCAGUUUGCACAGAUCCACGAGAACCGACCCCAGCACACACACCUCGGCCAACUCUGACCAACUCACCCACAGGCUCUCCAUCUGACCCUCUCCCACACACACUCUCUGAUUCACCCUCAGUCACUCCCUCCAACAUGUCCUCAUACACAUCAACAUCCAACUCCUCAGGCACGCCCUCUGACACACCCUCUCUCCCGCCGUCUGAUGCCCCUCCUAGUCCUUCAUCCCACCUGCCAUCCCAGGCUGCGUUCAGCCAUGCCCCAACCACCGCCCAGAUCCUGGUGGACCCAACAACCAACUCCUCUGAUCCCGUCUCUGUGAGCCCGUCCCUUGAGCCCCAGGGUGACGCUGCCGUGUGGAACAGCACAGCGCACAGCUCUCUGGACACACAAGCUGACAGUAAUCCUAUGGUCGAGCCAGAUGACGCUCACUAGAAACCUGCACCUUUGAUUUAAACAGCAAUUCCAAGUAUAUUAACAUGGAAGCUAUAAAUAGAAAGGAAACUGCAGAGUUGUGGCAAAAAGAUGAGUGAAUGUGUGUGAUAGAUGAACUUGCUGUUCUCUUCCCUCCCUGUGUAUUACACCAACUCCUUCUUAUGGCACUUAAUGUUUAACUAUAUGUUCUACCACAGCUUUGCACCUGCAAUCUUGUAUCAGCAAACACAUGCCUAUCCUCUUUGUCGUUCUAAGAUUAUCAUACUGUUGCAUCAUAGAAUUAAGUAAAAUAUAUGUAUUAGUUAGAAAAAUUAGAAUUCAGAGUAAUUGUGUUGAUUCAUCUAGCUAACACUGAAGGCAGGAAGAGACGCCCUUUAACAUCAGUUCAACCCAAAAGCUAACUUAGUAACUUAUAAAUAAAAUCUAUCUGUAAUUAAUAAGUGAAGUGUUUACUGGGACUAACUACACUGGGCUGUUAUAUCAGAGGACACUUAACUUGAUCUUACUGUGUUCUAGCUACUCUUGAAAAUGGAGUUUGAUGCUGUUAAUCAGUGAUUCUGUAAACUUUCUCUGUUGCUACUUUCCAGCCAUAACAUCCUACAAGCUUCUGCUCUCUGUUUAGCUUCACGUCAUUUAUUUUCAUGAUAUACUGUAUGUGGCAGCAUAUUGGUGAUUCAUUAUAAAUUAAGUGUGAUUAUUCACUGGGAUCUUUGUGGUGUGGCCUUAAACCUACGUACUGAUACUGUAAAGUUCUAUAUAAUUUACAAAAUUCCCAAAUGUAAUUUUUAUCCUGAAUCCAAUCAACCCACUCCUAUUUUAUGCUCAAAAGUGCCUGUAAACGAAUUGGCCAUAUCGAUUGCAAUAGAGUUGCAUAAAGUUUGCAUCUGGUGUUCUAGCAGCACACGGUGGAUACAAACACUGUGACGUGAGGUCAGCAGUGAUCUGAACACAUUUCUGCUGACUGUAAAGAGUCUUAACAGUUGGAGGCAGUAAUGUGCUGAAGUUUGACGUUUAUUCUCACAGUUUAAGUUUUAAAACCCUUAACACUCAACAUUUUUGUCAGGUCUUAAAGGAUAUAAAUAAUUAGAUUUUUGCACACUGUAGAAAAUAGUGUCCUAACUCAGUUCUGCCAUAAGGUUAAAACUUGGACUCACUUUUCUGUGUAUCUAUACCUAGAUAGUCAGUCCAAAACAAUUACUAAGCUUAAUUUUUUAGCCUAGGUGUGAUCGUGUUCUGCUAACUGUUUGCAAGUGAUCAUGUAGUAUAUUUCAGAAGCUACCCAGAGUCUAAAUGUCGUUGGACUGCCUCAAAGAUCCCAAAGAAUCAUGCCUGAUCAACCAAUGCAAUAAUGAUUACAUCAGUUAGCACAUGUCAUUCUCUAUCUAUGCGUCUCUGAGCUACAUAUUGUAUGUUCUGAGGAAGGUGCAUUAAAAAUCCAUCCCAAACUCUU
Molecule: messenger RNA, 2755 nt
Organism: Thunnus maccoyii (southern bluefin tuna)
Lineage: Eukaryota; Metazoa; Chordata; Actinopteri; Scombriformes; Scombridae
Gene: soul5l
Product: heme-binding protein soul5, like
Exons: 6
Coding region: 445-1305 (286 amino acids)
Cellular component (GO): cytoplasm
Source: RefSeq, a predicted model, not a curated record